AUGUCCGCCGCCAAGAGGCUCGUCGUUGCUGGCGGCAAUGGCUUCCUAGGUUCGCGCAUCUGCAAGUUCGCCGUCGCCCGCGGGUGGGACGUCACCUCCAUAAGCCGAUCCGGAGAGCCUCGCUGGGACACCGUAACAGCCUCGACCGCCGCGCCCCCUGGGCUCGCAAGGUCACCUGGGAGCGCGCCGACAUACUACGCCCCGCGACCUACAGCUCCUCCUCGCCGGCGCGACUGCGUCGUGCACUCGACCGGCAUCCUCCUCGAAGCCGACUACAAGGGCAUUGUCCGCGGCACCCAAUCCCCGCUCGACGCCCUGCGCAAGUCCUUUGCCUCCUCCGUCCCGCGUCCCGGCGCUGCCGACCCCUCGCGGCCGAGGACAUCCGACCCGCCGACCCCCGCGACCAAAUGCCGCCGGCGUCCGUACCUUUGGUUUCGUCUCCGCCAUCGCUGGGCCCCCGGCGUGCCGGCCCGCUACCUCACCACCAAGCGCGAGGCCGAAGAGGUGAUUGCGAGCAACUUCCCCAACAUGAGGAACGUCUUCCUGCGUCCACCCUUCAUGUACGACGCCUCUAGGGGCCUUACGCUCGGCAUCGCCGCCGCCACAGGAGCUGGCACCAUCUUCAACUCACUGACCGGUGGCGUAUUCAGCAAGGUCAUGGGCGCUGGCGGCAUGAAACCCGUCAAGGUGGAUACCAUUGCCGAGGGCGCCGUCGAGGCCCUGGAGGAUGAGUCCGUGAGCGGGCCAGUGGAGACGGAGCGGAUCGAAGAGCUGGCGACGAGGUCAUGGAGGAGGAGCAUGUUGUAA
Messenger RNA from Parascedosporium putredinis, 807 nucleotides. The record is from the annotation of a GenBank genome assembly. NCBI's taxonomy places the organism in Eukaryota, Fungi, Ascomycota, Sordariomycetes, Microascales, Microascaceae.